Messenger RNA from Ruditapes philippinarum (Manila clam), 1260 nucleotides. RefSeq lists its product as uncharacterized. The coding region runs from base 534 to 890 and encodes 118 amino acids. Lineage: Eukaryota; Metazoa; Mollusca; Bivalvia; Venerida; Veneridae. The transcript has 3 exons. The record is from RefSeq and is a predicted model, not a curated record.
AUUUUGAGGGAGAAAAUAAAGUAGAAAUGACUGUUUAUUCAAAAUUACACUGUGGUUUUAUGCAGGCGUUGAAUAUACGGAAUAUCUAAUGGAUAAAUAAUGCAGAAGCUACUAAAAUAAAUAGUUAAUGAAUUAAUCGUUUGUGCAGGCAUUUUUGUGAAGAAAAAAAAAGAUUAUUUCAACGACUAACUCAUUUUCCAAUGAGCGUUUGGGUAAAGUUACAGCAUAUGAGCCACAUGCCCUUUUGUGAAAUUAAAUCAUGAAUUAGAUUUAUCGAAAUCUACUGCAAUAGCUUAGCGUAUCAAAGUACACAAAGGGUCUUACGGGUGUUGAUUUCAAUGGAUUCAGACACGGGUAUCCGAAUAAACAAUUAUUUAACAGUCUCUGUGUAUAUGCAAUAGUUUAAUAAUCUUAACGUGGAUGUACACAUUGCCUUUGUUAUAGACGUAUCUUUUGUGUCUUUAAAUUUCUUUUGGAUAUUUCGAAUAUUCGGAUGAUAAACUUUUGUAUAUAUUAUUUGGAUACUUGUAUCUAUGGUGUCUCCAUCAACUUCACCAGGAAAACCUUCGAAACCAAAGUUUCCUCUGUUCAACCGGCUCUUGCAUGAAAGUCUGUCUGGGAGGGUACCGGCACGGAACGGUAAUUAUCCUGAGUGUCCAGCUACAGCCCCUGUGCUCUUAUGCUCAUCUAAAACAAGUAUUGACGACAUGGCAAAAGAAACUGUUCAUAAAGAAAAAAAUCUGAAUACCAAAGAAGAUGACAACCUAGAGGAACACCCUAUCAAACUUCUUGAUCCUCCAAAAACAAAGUUAAAACGUCAGCUGUCCAGAGACACAGUUGAUCGAACAGAUGAACUGCGUGUCAGAAAGAGACCUGCAAUUCUACGCUAGUCAGAUUUAGGUCAAGAUAUACCAUCGAGGAAAGAUGAGGUUGACAGCGGUAGACCAUCCUCCUCAGCCAAUGUUGUUCAUUUUGAUACACUAAGACACUACACAGCUAGUGUAUAUGAAACACGAGUCAACACCACAAAACCGGUAACUGUAGUUGCAAGCUCUGUAAGAGAGAACGCACAUCUAUUACCAGAAAUUGUCUAUGAUGCGACAGACAUGCAAAGUCCUACAACACUGAGUAUGUUCCAUUACCUAGUCCUAACCGUUUUAAUCUCAGCGGCAUUGGCCUUACGUUCACCGUUUACCAGUAGGACACAUGCGGGUGGAAAUCGUACCAAUGAGCAAGAAGUGUUUGUAUUUCCUGAUACAA